Messenger RNA from Phytophthora infestans T30-4, 858 nucleotides. RefSeq lists its product as uncharacterized. The transcript is spliced from 3 exons. NCBI's taxonomy places the organism in Eukaryota, Oomycota, Peronosporomycetes, Peronosporales, Peronosporaceae. The coding region runs from base 1 to 858 and encodes 285 amino acids. The record is from RefSeq and is a predicted model, not a curated record. Gene Ontology annotation, molecular function: protein binding.
AUGCCGAUGCUGCUCCGCACGUUGGUGUCGGCGUUGCGCCGCCCUCCGCAUCCGUCUGUUCGUCACCUUCAUGCGUGCACUGCUCUCCAGGCUUCUGCUGCAUCUGUUUCCGUCGCUGUUGAACCCAAAAGCUCAUCUUCCAGCGUCAAUGAUAGUCAAAUAUUGACACUCUUAGAGCACUCGAUCACCCAGCGCCUACCGACGCAGGCACUCGGCCACUUGGCACAGCUUCAAGCGCCUCCAGGUGCCCAACUAUUGCAGAGACUAGCGGUGCUGCUGGCUCGACAGAAGACGAGUCGAGGCCAUGCACUACGUUCCUUCGAGAUUCUACGCGGAGUGUACCGAGCCCCAGGUUUAAAGCCCGACGACUACACGAAACUGGCAUCCAUUUACGUCAUGGACGCAUGCCUACGCUACCGACUGUUGGAUCAUGCAAUGGAGUUGUACGAUGAAGCUGUGAACCAGGCUGUGGUGCUGGACUUGCCGGCGUAUGACGGACUGCUGAGAGCGUUACUGGAUGUGAAAAGGGUAGAGGAGGCCACGGAAAUCCUCAGAGAAGUCGUGAAUGGUGAGGACGUGUGUCCCAUGGAGCAGACCUUCUUGCCUGUGCUCGUGGAGCUGGUGAAGAGCCGCGAGUAUGACGACGCGACGGAGCUCAUGAGGCAGGGACAGACACGUGGGGUGGAGUUUACGGGCGAGACGUUCCAUCCGCUACUGAUGCUGGCAGAAAAAGACACAACGUCGACGGACUCGCUCAUUAAAUUCCUGUCAUUUGUUGAGGACGCCUGGGAAGAAUACAAGGAAUUUGACCCCGAGGAAGACUUGGACGACCCAGAAAACCCCUUUCGUAGUCUCUAA